Messenger RNA from Linum tenue, 480 nucleotides. Lineage: Eukaryota; Viridiplantae; Streptophyta; Magnoliopsida; Malpighiales; Linaceae. The record is from the annotation of a GenBank genome assembly.
AUAGCAGUGAACUCUGACGGUUCUGUGCAGCAAUCCACUUCGAUAGCAGCUGCAGGAGGCCUUCUGCGUAACCAUUUGGGCAAAUGCGUAGGAGCCUUUUUAGCUAACUUGGGAACUUACACUAUAACGAGGGCAGAGAUGGUUGGUGCUAUCACAGGACUUGAAAUGGCGUGGACCAGUGGUUACAGGAAAGUGUCUCUCAGGUUGGAUUCCACUACGGCGAUUACCAUAUUGAUAGCAAGAGAUAACCGGAGCAACAUCUGUUAUAACCUCACUCGUAGAUUCAGGGAGCUCAUGCAAAGAAAUUGGGAGGUUAAGAUCUCUCAUUCAUAUCGUGAGUGCAACAAAGCAGCUGACUACCUAGCCAACAAGGCGCAAUCUUUUACUUUAGGAACUCACUAUUUUGGUAUCUCAUAUUCGGGUCUUAACUUUUUGAUCCUGUAUGACAGAAUGGGCAUCGCCCAAAAUCAUUUUAUAUAA